Messenger RNA from Poeciliopsis prolifica (blackstripe livebearer), 3973 nucleotides. It is a transcript of the gene nphs1, whose product is annotated as NPHS1 adhesion molecule, nephrin. Bases 89 to 3799 code for a protein of 1236 amino acids. Gene Ontology annotation, molecular function: cell adhesion molecule binding. Lineage: Eukaryota; Metazoa; Chordata; Actinopteri; Cyprinodontiformes; Poeciliidae. Gene Ontology annotation, cellular component: cell-cell junction. Gene Ontology annotation, biological process: cell-cell adhesion. The record is from RefSeq and is a predicted model, not a curated record. The transcript has 30 exons.
GCUAUCUGUAGAUCAGGAAGACAAAAAGUUGCUCCUGAGCCUUGGUGUCACUCAACAGGAUUCCUUAAGGUCAGGUGCCAAUGGUGAAAUGGAGUUUGUGUCGGCUUGGAUCAUGUCUGCUUGGACUCUACCAUUUCUGUGUUUUUAUUGGGGCACGCAUGCCCAGCAGGCCUUCAGGACUGAGCCCAGGAACCUCACUGUGCGAAUGGGAGCCACAGCUGUGCUGAAGUGUGAGGUCCUCAGGGCCUCGGGGAUUGUGCAGUGGGCGAAAGACGGCUUUCUUUUGGGACCUCAGAGAAGCCUGCCAGGCUUCCCACGCUACAGCAUGAUUGGAAGGAGAGGACAGUAUAAUCUCAGGAUUCAAGAUGCACAACUCGAUGAUGACGCCUUCUUUGAAUGCCAAGCCGGCCAAUCUGAGAGAAGCGAUGCUAUUGUCUCCAAUCCAGCCUUUCUCACCGUACAAAUUCCCCCAUCGAAGCCAUAUUUUGCCACGGAUGUGACAACACCCUGGGUGGCUGGAAAGAAGUACAAGGUUGAGUGUGUGGCCCCUGAUGCAAAGCCUGGAGCUGAUAUCACUCUGUAUAAAGAUGGAGUCGAUGUGACAGGUGAAACGUCUUUUACCACAUCUGGCUCAAAGGAUAAGCUUCUGAACACGCACACUGAAGUAACAGUCACUGCUCUGAGAUCUGACAAUGGGAGAGAGUUGACAUGUCACGCCAACAAUGAAGCCGUUUUCCAGCCGGUGGUGACCACAGUGACCAUGAAUGUGUAUUAUCCUCCUGAGCCUCCAUAUAUUAUUGGUUUGGACGGAGACGUGGUUAAAGCAGGGAGUUUGCUCGUGUUGGAGUGUGUAUCCCAUGGUGGAAACCCCCUGGGCACUCUCCAAUGGACUAAGGAAGGUGAAGUUCUCUCGACAACCUGGGGAGAGGAAGUCGUGGGCCAGACGUCCAGAAAUAUCCUCAGACUAAAGAUCACCCCUGCUGACAACCAGGCAGAGCUGAGCUGUGAAAGUGCCAAUAUUGUCUCCCUGUCUCCUCUGUCCAUCACCCGCAAAAUAACAGUGUUCUUCGGUCCUGCGAAGCUGACGCUGUCGGGUUCGCUGGAGGCCAUCGAAGGGCAGGAGUUGACUCUGAGCUGCCAUGCGUCCUCGAGUAAUCCCCCAGUCCACAUUCGCUGGUGGCUGGGGCACAAGGAGCUCAGCAACACCUCUGUCACAAUGGAAGAGGGAGAGAACGGAGGGAUGACAACCACCUCCAAUGUGACCCACCAGGUCUCUCGGGAGGAAAAUGGACUGGAGCUUACCUGUGAGGCUUUUAAUAAUGGCACUCAUCUUUCCAAAAUCCAGGCUGCUAAGCUCACUGUAUACUAUCCUCCACAAAAAGUUUUUAUUGAUUCACCGCCUGAGGACAUCCCUCUUCGCUCGGGCACCAGAGCCCUGCUUGUUUGCCACUCGGCUGGAGGGAAUCCUCUUGCAAAGCUUACCUGGUUUAAGAAUGGAAAAAAGGUUUCGGAUGCACAGGCACAGACGUCCUCUAAUAUGGUUGUAACUCGGGUGCUCAACCUGCUCCUGACGGCGAGCGACAACCAGGCUGAUUACCGCUGUGAUGCCACAAAUGAGGCAAAGAGAACAAUAUCAGCACAUGCUAAGCUACUGGUCCAGUUUACAGCCGUGAGCAUGAAGAUUACAGGCGAAGAAGUGUUUUACCGAGGUCAGCAGAUGGAACUGGUGUGUCUUUCUGGGAGCAGCAACCCAAAGUCUGACAUUUCCUGGAAAGUGGGCCCAUUGAGAUUCCAGGGAGUUGAGGAGGCACCCAAGAAAGCUGAGUUUGGGGGCGUUUCUGUGCUCAGUAGGCUUCACCUGAAUUUGACUUCACAACAGCACAACCAGAAGGCAAUCUGUCAGGCCUACAAUCCUGUGUUGGAAGAGGGAACUAACACGUUUUACCAACUGAAUGUGAUAUAUCCUCCUGAAUUCAGUUCUGAGCAAGCAACAGAAGUCCAGGUGGUGGAGGAUGAUGUGGCAACCAUCCCCCUGAUGGUCUCAGCAAACCCCGAGGUGGUCUCCUGCAUUUGGCUGCGCCGCAAGCAGAUGCUGGUCAAAGACAUACGCCACCACUGGUUGGAUGACCACUCUUUGGAGAUUAGGAAUGUGACAAGAAGAGAUGGCGGACUUUACACUAUCAAAUGUGAAAAUGGUGACGGUGUCAACGAAACCAGUGUUAAACUGGAUGUUUACUAUGCUCCGAGUGUCAAGGCAGAGAAAGACCCUGUGUAUGUGAACCAGGGAGGAACAGCAGACCUGAUAUGUGUGGCAGAUGCCAACCCCAUUAUACCAGAGAUGUUCUCUUGGAAAUGGCUGGGAGAGGAAGAGGUGGAGAUGGGAGAGGGGACCAACGAAAACAAAUCAAGCUUGCUGACCAUUCAUAAUGUGACUCGGGCUCAUGCUGGUUUUUACCAGUGUACAGCCAGCAAUGGCAUAGCACUCCCUGGCAGUGUGGAAAUGAAGCUGGUGGUGCAAUUCAUUCCUGAACUUCGGAAAGGACCCCAGUGGAGGAAGGUUGCCAGUCGAGGGGAUGGCACUGCCACUGCUGAGUUGGUGUGUCAGGCAGAGGGCAUUCCUCCUGUAGAGUUUACUUGGGAAAAGAAAGGGAUGCUCAUAGAUUUGGCAAAUCCCAGGUAUGAGGAGAGGACAGCGAGAGAUGGCUCUUUCCACACCAGUACUCUGCGAGUGGUGAAUGUGAGCGCCACUCUGGACUACGCCGUCUUCAGCUGCACUGCUCGCAACUCACUUGGGGAAGACAAGCUAGACAUCCAGCUCGUCAGCACAAAUCACCCAGAUCCACCUUCAUCAUUCAGUCUUGUCAGUGUUACCCAUAACUCCGUCACUCUGGAGUGGAUCCCUGGCUUUAAUGGGGGUUUGCAGCAGAGAUAUCGCAUACGAUACAUCUGGGACCAGUCUGUCAGCUUCAUGUAUGUAGAUGUCGUUCCCCCGGAUACAACAACCUUCACCGUUACCGGUCUGCAGCCGCAGACCACCUACAACUUCUCAGUUAAUGCCCUGAACUCCAUAGGAGAGAGUGGCUAUGCUGACGACGGUGCAGUACUGACCAUCACCACUGAGGAUAUGGAAGAGGAUGAAUCGGAUGAUGAAACACAGGCUCCGAGUGGCCUGCCAACUCAUUUGACUGUGGCCUUCACAGUGGUGUUUGGAGUCCUGCUGGUGUUGAAUUCGCUGGGCUGUUUCUUUGGGCGGAAGUGGAAAAACAGGCGCGACAAAACAAAGGCAGAAAGGGACAGUGUGGUGAAUGGACAGAAGAGUGAAGAGGAUGUGUCAAGUCAAUCAACUAGCAACUCCAAUAAGUAUGAGAGCAGAGAAAAAAUCAACACCGGAGCCCAACGCACCCUCCUCAUUGACACUGGAUCUGAAACAGGGAGCAACGUCUACGAGAGCUACACAGCGUUUCAGGAAGACUCCCAUUAUCAUUAUCCUACUGGUGACUAUAAACACUACCAUGGUCCACAUCUUGAGGACAGGCAUGACCCUGGUGCUGUUCCUGUGAACUUUGAAAGCCAUUUGUAUGAAGACGUGGGUGACAGAAGAGUGCGGCAGGACACACUGGCUUCCUCUCUUCCAGCCCACCGUCCACUUUUCUCUGAUCACAGACUGAUCCAGCAAGCAGAGGACUGGAGGUCACCAACCCACCAUCAGGGUUUCAAGAGAGACGGGCAGUUCAUGAAUAAUCAACAACCAGAGCGGGAUUACGAUCUACCCUUCGAAUUACGAGGAGAAUUAGUCUAGAUUGAGACAAUGAUAUCAAUCAAAUAAUUUGACUAGAUAGUAGAUACUGAGUAAAUUGCUGUAAAGAAGUAUAAACUCCUGUCAUACUGUUUUUUUGUUUCUAGAACUUGGUUCAAAUGAUAUUGAAUGAUUAAGAUUAAGAGCAAAAAUAAACAUAAGUUUUUCAACUUUAAA